UUUAUUAUUAACAAAAAGUAUUAAUAUUACCUACGAAUAUUAUUACUAUUAUUAAAUUCAAGACAAAAUAUUAAAAUGAAGUGUCAUUACGAAGUACUAGGUGUCCCAAAAAAUGUCACAGAUGAUGAAUUAAAAAAAGCAUAUAGAAAAUUAGCGCUCAAAUGGCAUCCAGAUAAAAAUUUAAAUGCUCCAGAAGAAGCUAAAGAACAAUUUCAAUUAGUUCAACAAGCAUGGGAGGUAUUAAGCGACCCUCAUGAACGAGCAUGGUAUGAUAACCACAGAGAUGCUAUUUUGAAAGGUGGUAUCGGAGAAGAUUAUAAAGAUGAUUCGAUUGAUCUAUUUCAAUAUUUUACAACUACUUGCUUCCAAGGUUAUAAUGACGAUGAAAAAGGUUUUUACACUGUCUACAGAACAGUUUUUGAGAAAUUAGUAGCAGAAGAUGCUGAAUUUGUGAUGGAAGAUGAUUCUGAUGAAGAAGUACCUAAUUUUGGAAAUUCUCAGAGUUCUUAUGAAGACGUAGUUCAUCCUUUCUAUGCUUAUUGGCAAAGUUACAGUACAAAAAGAUCUUUCGCUUGGUUAGAUCUACACGAUAUUCGACAUGCACCUAAUAGAAGAAUAGUUAGACUUGCUGAGAAAGAAAAUAAAAAAGUACGCGAAAAAGCUAAACGUGAAAGGAACGAACAAGUUAGAAAUUUGGUUGCAUUUAUUAGAAAACGCGAUAAGAGAGUCCAAGCGCACGCUGUAUUGCUUCUUGAACGCGCCAAAGAAAAUUUAAAAAAGACAGAAGAGCGUAAAAGAAUGCAAUUGUUGGAGAGGCAGAGACAUUUAAAAGAACAUACCGUAUCUGAGUGGUCGAAAUUUUCAAACGUUGAAGCGGAACUUAAAAAUAUUGAAGCUAAUCUUGCUGCUGAAUUUGGGGAACAAUUAUCUUCUGACAGAGAUUCAGAAACUGAAAAUGAUAUAGACGAUAAUACUCUUUACUGUGUUGCCUGCAAUAAAAUCUUUAAAACACAUAAAGCUUUUGCCAAUCAUGAGAAUUCAAAGAAGCAUAAAGAGAACAUAGCUAUUAUGAAACAAUCUAUGGUACAGGAAGAUAAAAGUAUUCAAGAAAAUACAGAAGAAACCGAUACAAGUUCAGAGUCAAUGUCCACUAUAACAACUUCUUACAAUACUCCAGGAGAUGAAGUUAAAUUAGCAACAGAUUCACAAUUACCUGACUUUUUAUUAAAUCCUAACAUAAGCAAUACUACUAGCUAUGAUAAUGAACAUGAGGUUUCAGAAGGUGAAUUAACAUGUGACGAAGAUGACACGUCCAAAACUCCUCCUCCAAAUGCUUGGGCAAAACUAUCUAACAUAGAAGAAAUUAAUCUUGCUACUGGUCCUCAAAUGUUUGAUGAACCAAUAAUAAUAAAGAAAGAGAAUGAAGAGGAAAAUUUAACUUCUGAAGAUGAGUUAAUGUCAGAUCAAGAUGAAGAAGAGAUAGUACAGACUAAACAAAAGAAAAAGAAAAAGAAGAGAAGGAAUAUACAAAAUGUAGAAAAUGAUAGCGAUGAAGAAGAUAAAAGUUUGGAUGAACACGUAUGGUUGUCAAAGAAACAACGUAAAAAGCAACAACAACGUAAAGUUGCCUUAAGUAAAAUUACUAUGAAUAAUGAAGAAUUAGAAAAAUGCGAAGAAGUAGAAAAACAAAAUUGCUGUGAUGAAACUAAUGAAACCGAUUUAAAAAGCCUGGAGAAUAAAAUAACUCAGAUGAAUUUUGAAAGUACUGAUAAUGUGAUAAAACAAGCACAAAUUUCCAAUGAAAAUAUAAAGAGUAGCAAAGGAAAGGAUUCCAAAAAAUUACGCAAUAAAAUAGGAAAUGAAAACAAAAGUAAAAAUAAAAAAGAUGUUAGGAUAGCCGACGUUCAAGAUUUAGCACAUUUUUGUGUUUCCUGCAGAGCUGAAUUUUCUAGCAAAAACAAAUUGUUUGAACAUUUAAAGAAAACAGGUCAUUCGGUUUAUAUACCGGAUUCGUUAAAAAAUAAAAAAAAUCAAGAACACGUGUCUAAAUCUAAAAAAAAUGUGGAUAAAAGGAAUUAUUAAAAAUGACGAAAACUUCUAACAAUUUGUUAUAUAGUAAAUUAAUAAAUUGUAGGAGAAUUAAUUGUAAUAAUUUAUAAAAAAAAAAA
Messenger RNA from Polistes canadensis, 2168 nucleotides. RefSeq names its product dnaJ homolog subfamily C member 21. Lineage: Eukaryota; Metazoa; Arthropoda; Insecta; Hymenoptera; Vespidae. The coding region runs from base 76 to 2082 and encodes 668 amino acids. Gene Ontology annotation, molecular function: nucleic acid binding; zinc ion binding. Gene Ontology annotation, cellular component: cytoplasm. The transcript has a single exon. The record is from RefSeq and is a predicted model, not a curated record.